Messenger RNA from Oppiella nova, 331 nucleotides. The record is from the annotation of a GenBank genome assembly. Lineage: Eukaryota; Metazoa; Arthropoda; Arachnida; Sarcoptiformes; Oppiidae.
GACGAAUGGAAACCAAUGAAAACACGUGUUUUGUUUGUGUUGUGAAUAAACCGUUAAAAACUAAAUUUGAAGUCAUUUUUGGUUUCAGUCUCUGUUUUGCAUUCAAUUGACUGUUAUAUCGGUUUAUAGUGUCGUUCAUCACUACUACUGACCACUGAUUGUCUCAAUACACCAUCCAUUGGAUCAAAUUGAAGACAAAAUGCCACAGAAAGCCAAUCCUAAGACAAAAGCCCUUUCAUUGACUCCUAAGCCGAAAAAGUCGGCCAAAACUGCGGCCAAGAGUUCGGCCAAAAAGGGGUCCAAAGCGAAGGCCACCACAAAGAGGGCGACC